Messenger RNA from Coregonus clupeaformis (lake whitefish), 2379 nucleotides. Its product is annotated as bestrophin-2-like. The record is from RefSeq and is a predicted model, not a curated record. Gene Ontology annotation, molecular function: chloride channel activity. The transcript is spliced from 9 exons. NCBI's taxonomy places the organism in Eukaryota, Metazoa, Chordata, Actinopteri, Salmoniformes, Salmonidae. Bases 50 to 2182 code for a protein of 710 amino acids.
GCCAGCUCUCCAUCCAUCCAUCCAGCUCUCCAGGCAGUGACGGGUAGCGAUGACGGUAACGUAUUCGCGGAGGGUUGCUGACGCGGGGCUAGGGACCUUCUCUCAUCUCCUCCUCCGAUGGAAGGGAAGCAUCUACAAGCUGCUGUGGCGAGAACUGAUCAUCUUCACUACACUGUACUAUUCCUUCAGCAUCAUAUACAGGUUUGUGUUGAAUGAGGGUCAGAAGAGGCUGUUUGAGAAGCUGGCCAUCUACUGCGACCGUUACGCAGAACUCAUCCCUGUGUCCUUCGUAUUGGGUUUCUAUGUGACCCUGGUGGUGUCUCGGUGGUGGGGUCAGUUUGAGAGUGUACCCUGGCCGGACCGGCUGGGUGCGCUGGUGGGCGCUCACAUCCGCGGUACCGACGAGAGCGCCAGGCUGACCCGCCGGACCCUGAUGCGGUACGCCAACCUGUCCGGCGUGCUUAUCUACCGAUCGGUUAGCACGGCAGUCUACAAGAGGUUCCCCACCAUGGAGCACCUGGUGCAGGCAGGCCUGAUGACAGCAGAGGAACACAGGCAGUUGGAGGAGCUGCCCUCACCUCAUAACAAGUUCUGGGUUCCUUGUAUGUGGUUUGUGAACCUGGCUCUGAGGGCCCGCACCGAGGGCCGCAUCAACAAUGACGUGGCGCUAUCAGCCAUUCUCAAUGAAUUGAAUACGUUGCGGACACAGUGUCUGAAGCUCUACAGUUAUGAUUGGAUCAGCCUCCCCCUCGUCUACACCCAGGUGGUGACAGUGGCGGUCUACAGUUUCUUCCUGGCGUGUCUGAUUGGUCGACAGUUCUUAGACCCCGCCCAGGGCUACGCUGGUCAUGACAUCGACUUCUACCUGCCUGUCUUCACCCUGUUACAGUUCUUCUUCUACGUGGGCUGGCUCAAGGUGGCAGAACAACUGAUAAACCCGUUUGGGGAAGACGACGAUGAUUUUGAAACCAACUAUCUGGUUGAUCGCAAUCUACAGGUGUCCCUGCUGUCUGUGGAUGAGAUGUACGACACUAUCCCAUUGGUAGAGCGGGAUAAGUACUGGAACGAAUCAGAGCCCCAGCCUCCAUACACCGCAGCCAGCGCAGAGCAUCGCAAACCUUCCUUCAUGGGCUCUGCCCUGGACAUCAGUGUUCCCAAAGAGGAGAUGGAGUUCCAGUCCAACCUGGAACAGAUCAAGGAGCAUGAGGAGGCCAACCACUCUACUCCUCUCCUGGGGGGUCUGAGUCGCCUCCUGGGGGUUCAGUCCCCAGUCUUCCCCCGCUCCUCCACCUCCUCCCGGGUAUCCCUCCUGCGCCGGCGCCCCGGGGCUCCAUUCAGCCGCUUCCCCCUCUUCCUGCACUCCGAGGGGGACCCGCCAAUGCCGAGCCUCGGCCCUGGUCCUUGCCACAACUCCAGCCACCCGGACUACGCCUUCUCCUCCAUGCCGCUGUACGAGAGGUCCGGCUUCUACAGCUGCCCCCAGACCCCAAUCCAUUGUGUUCCCCCCGCUAUGCCUCGUCCGCGGCCCACCCGAGGAGCUCACGCCUGGGAUCGCAGCUCCAGCUCGCUGGCCCCUCCGAUGGUUGGCUCUGGAGGUCUGCUGCCCCCUGAUACUCCAGGUCAUAUGUUCCCUCCACCCUCCUCUGCCUUCCCCUGGCUGAGUGAGGAGGGGGAGGGUCCUUGUGUUCCAGCUUUCUCCUUCCCUGACCCUGGCAAUCCUCCGGAGCUCUACCCCAUGUCGAAGCUCCGGCCCGGGCAAGGCCUGCUGUCUCGAAGGCCCCCGCCUCCACGCCUCUCUCUGGAUAACACACCGUCGGCCGAGGGCCUGCAGCCUGGACCCAUCAGCCCCCGGGGAGUGGGAGGUGGAGGGGAGAGGGUGUUCUCCUUUACCCCUCCCUCUCGCACCCCAGCUACCAAUCCCAAUAACAGCUCCUCCUCCUGUAUUAACACCACCAACCCCAACACCACUACUACAACCAACUUCUGCAAUGGUACCAACCCCAACAACUUUUGUAACCAUGCCAAUUUCAACAACAACACUAGAGCAGCAGGGAGCAACAGUGGAACCAAUGGUGGUCUAAGCAACAAUGUCGUGAACACCUCAAUUUCCAUUUCCACUUCCGGGUCCUCUCAGCAAGAAGCCAAUCAGCAUCCAAACUCACCCAAUGAUUCAGGGAUUUAAUUGGCUGAGGGGGGGCCCUCACUGGCUGGGAGCUCUGUUAGUGGAGAGUGGGAUGAACAAGGCCUCUGGGGGGCGGGAGCAGGACUGAGGAAGGAGGGAGAUGAUUGGACAAGGCCCCUGGGGGGUGGGAGCAGGACUGAGGAAGGAGGGAGAUGAUUGGACAAGGCCCCUGGGGGGUGGGAGCAGGACUGAGGAAG